ACUGUUCAGACUCAGAGGGCUCCUAACUUAGUCACUCCUGCUGCCUGAUCUCUCUGCUGCUUUGUAGGACCCUCUAUAGCUGCUCAUCUCCCUUAGGAUCCUAUCACAUUAAGGAUUAUAAUUUGCUGCAUAACCUGAAUUUGGACAUAUUGAAAAAGUCCUGGUUGAAGACUAAUGUUUCACUUGUCCUGCGUGUAAUAUCACUCCUGAAGCAACAAGGCACCUACAGAUAGUGUAACAGCAUGGCUAUCUCAUCUCGCCUAGCACUGUGGGAACAGAAGAUCAGGGAAGAAGAUAGAGCACCAGCACCUACUUCUCCACCUCCAUUGCUCUCAGUCAUUCCUGGGGGCUUCAUUAAACAGCUGGUCCGGGAAACUGAGAAGGAAGCAAAGUUGAAAGAAAAAGAGUUGAAGGAAAAACCACCUGUCAAGCAAGAGCCCCUACCUGAAGCAUUAAAGUCUCCUGGUAAACUUAGCAACACACUCGUGCAGCAGUUUGCAUUUAAAGAGGAGAACAUAAUAAACGAUGAAGAUGAAAUGGCAACUAAAAAUAACCUUUUUAUGAAUGGACUCAAUGGGGAGAAGCCUCCAGGACAAAUAACAGAAAAACCGAGCAAAAGAAACAUUAACUUGAGGGUUCUAAAGAGUCCACCAAAGAAACAGAACAUGCCCCAACCCAGACCAAACACAGAGGAUCAAUCCAAGAAAUCAAAUGAUUCUUCUAGCAGCAAAUCUCCCCUCCCUGUAGAAGAGACUGUUCCCCAACAGGCAGUAGCAGAUAAUGUUUCAGUGGAAAGUCCAGAAUGUACUGUCUUGGACAACAAGGUUGAACAGGUUACUCCAGUAGAGCAUGCUGAUGUGAAUGAUGAAAGACAAGAGACUACAGUAGACAGUGCGUCUGAAGAGAAGAGCAACGAGGAUAAGAAAACAGAGGUCCAAAGCACAGAAACAAUCUUACAAUCAGAAAAGGUACCAGAAGAUGUGUGGUAUGAAACAGAGCAAGUUUGGUUUGUUCACAACGAUGGGUUUACACUGGCAACAGAACUAAAACCAGAUGAAGGAACACCUGAGUUACCAGACGGUAAAGUGAGGAUUCGUAUUGAUGCUGAAAACCAAGUUAUAGAAGUGGAUGAAGAAAAUAUUCAUAGGACCAAUCCAUCUAAAUUUGACUAUGCUGAAGACCUGACAACACUCAUCAGUCUCAAUGAAUCUAGCGUUAUAAACACCCUGCAGCAUCGCUACCAGUCUCAGCUUAUUCACACUAAUGCCGGACCAAACCUGAUUGUGCUGAAGCCAAGCGCCCCUAUUACAAAUUUUUCUACAAAGGUGUUUAAAGGGAAAAAGGACAGCAUGCCCCCUCAUAUCUGCUCAGUGGCACAAAAAGCCUAUUGGAAUAUGCUAACCCAGCGCCAGGACCAGACUGUUAUACCCUUGGGGAGGAGCAGCGCUGGAAAGUCAACUUGCUGCCAGAGUGCCCUGGAGUAUCUGGCCGGCACUGCAGGGACCAUGGAUAACAAAGUGACAGUGGAAAAGAUUCAAGCAAUGUUUACAAUCCUGAAAGCCUUUGGCUGUGUGUCCACAAGCGAGAACAACAAUUCUACCCGCUUCUCUAUGGUUAUGUCCCUAGACUUCAAUGCUGCCGGCCGUAUUACAGCAGGACAUUUACAGACCAUGCUAUUGGAAAGGAUACGUGUAGCUCAACAACCAGAUGGAGAAAGUAAUUUUAAUGUGUUUUCCCAGCUGUUGACUGGAGCGGAUUUGGAUCUUAGGUCAGAGCUUCUACUGCUUCAGAUGGCGGACAACCACUCCUUUGGAAUGACACCAUGCAUAAAGCCCGAAGAGAAGCAGAAGGCAUCUGCAGCAUUUGAACAGCUCCAAUCUGCCAUGGAAGCUCUGGGAUUCACAGCCAAUGAGCAGAGGUCCAUUUGGCAUGUGCUUGCAGGCAUCUAUCACCUCGGUGCGGCAGGUGCUUGCAGAGUGGGCAGGAAGCAGUUUAUGAGAUUUGAGUGGGCAAAUAAUGCAGCCAAUGUAUUGGGGUGUGACUGUGAAGAGCUUUCCACCUCAGUCUUCAAACAUCACCUAAAGCAGAUAAUUGAACAAGUAACUUCUGGAACAAGGAGCCGGGAUCAAGAGGAUGACACAAAGCAGGGUCCUAAAAUGACCGGUGUGGAAUGUGUUGAAGGAAUGGCAGCUGGACUAUACGAAGAGCUUUUUGCAUCUAUUGUUUCUCUUAUCAACAGGUCUUUGUCCUCUAGUCUUCUGACUUUGGCUUCCAUUAUGGUAGUUGAUAUUCCUGGCUUUCAAAACCCGCGUCACCAAAAAAAGGAAAGAGCGGCUACUUUUGAAGAACUUUGCCAUAACUACGUUCAUGAGCGUCUCCAAUGCCUGUCCUACAGCAGAACAUUCACUACUAUGUUGGAAAGGUUCAGAGAGGAAAAUAUUGAAGUGGCGUUUGACUUUCCGGAGGACUCACCAUUUGCCACUGUCUCUGUUAUUGAUCAGACGUCUUUAAAAUUACAUUUGCAGACAAGCAAUCAGAUGGAAGAGCAAAAGGGGCUUCUCUGGAUCCUUGAUGAAGAAGUUCUCAUGCAAGGCUCCUCAGACAAUACUGUCCUUGAUCGACUGGGUUCAUAUUUUGAAAAUCGAUGUGAGGAUAAACAAGAUAAUGGUCCCUUCCGAAAAUGUGAACAGCCACUUCAAUUUGAGAUUCUUCAUCAGCUAGGGAAAGACCCUGUCCGGUAUGAUGUUACUAAUUGGAUCAAUAAAGCCAAACUAAAUCUGUCUGCAGAAAAUGCCAUCCAAAUUCUACAGCAAUCCAGAAAUGACUAUGUGAAGGACUUGUUUUUGCCUCGAGCUAAGUUUCCAUUGAUCUGUCGCUCUAUUGCUGGCAUGGAGGGUAAAUCCCAGCAAACCUUGCAGAGAAUAAGCUGCGUAAGGAAAACCUUUGCCACCAGCUUUGCAGCUGUGAGGAGAAAGUCUGUGUGUGCCCAGAUCAAACUUCAGAUGGAUGCUUUGAUGAAUUUGCUAAAACGGUCCCAGAUACAUUUUGUACACUGUCUGGUGCCCAGACUGGGAAUGGAUGGCACGGAAUGCAAAACCUUACAACUGUGCAGAAGAGCAGCAGGAGAUCCAAUUAAUGCUCAUAUUGAUGUCCCCACUGUAAGAACUCAGCUUGCAGGAGCACAGCUUUUAGAUGCAAUGCGUCUCUGCAGGAUAGGCUACACUGACCGCAUGGGUUUUACAGAGUUUAGACUGCGCUUUCAAGUCUUAGCAUUAGAUGCUAUGAAGAAAUAUAAUUCCACCUAUGAACCAGUUGAUGAGAGAAAGGCAGUAGAAGAACUUUUCCAGCUACUUGACUUGGAAAAGAAGAGUGUGUUAAUGGGGCGCAGUCAGGUCUUUAUGAAAUCUGGAGUGCUGUCCAGACUAGAGAAGCAGCGUGAAAAAAUGAUUUCCCAAACCAUUAUCCUUUUCCAGUCCGCCUGCAGAGGAUUCCUUUGUCGGCAAAAAUAUAAAUCACUGAAGAUUCAGCUGAUUGCACUCAAGUGCAUUCAGAAGAAUAUUAGAAAAUUCUGUUGUAUCCGGAAAUGGCUGUGGUGGCAAAUUAUGUGUCAAAUUCGACCCUCGCUUAGUGUUAAUGUUGAUGAAGAAAAGUUCAGAGCAAAGGAGGAAGAAAUAUUUGCAAUAUCAAGAAAACUUGGAAAAUCAGAAAAGUCCAGAAAUGAGCUGCGCCAGAAUGUAGACCUGCUGGAAAGCAAGGUUACUGACUUAACAACUGAACUGUCGGAUGAACGAUUUAAAGGGGAAGUAACGUGUCAAAUUUUAGAAUCGGAGCGAGCUGAGAGAAUGAGGGCUUGUCGAGAUAUUAAAGAGAUGCAGGUAAAGUAUGAAUUGAUGCAGAAAAACCUGGAAUCAGUUUCAAAGCAACUAGAGGAAGCCCAGCAGCAAAUCCAACUUCGUGAACUUAACACAGGCAGCUCAUCAGGAGGUGAAGAGUGGCAGAUACGUUUUGACUGUGCUCAGACCGAAAUCAACUUUUUGAGGAAAAGGCUUACACAAUUUGAAGAAAGGCUUGAAUCAGAAAAAACAUACAGGAAAGAACUGGAGCAAAAGCUCAGUGAUUUGCAGGGUGCAUAUGAAAAUGCCAGGCGGACAGCUCAACAAUCAAUGAGGAAGUGCAAACACUUGACCUCCGACCUUGAGGACACAAGGGUGCUAAUGGAAAACCAGCAGAUCCGUAACCAUGAGCUGGAGAAAAGACAGAGGAAGUUUGAUAUGCAGUUAGCUCAAGCUAUUGGGGAAGCUGCUUUUGAGAAGAGUUUGCGUGAGAAAGUGACACAGGAAAAUACGUCCUGCCGAUGGGAAGUAGGAAAACUGCGACAGAGUUUAGAGCAAAAAGAAGUGGAAACCAGCAGAUUAACCAAACAGCUGGAAGUUCUGACAAGACAAGUAAAGGAACUGUCUUCUGCUGAAGGGUUGGAUAACAAUUCUGUGGCUUCACUUAAGAAGAAGGUGUGGGAGUUGGAAUCCAGUGUAGCUGAACAGAAUCAGCAGCUAGCUGAACAGUCCAACUCCAUACAGCACCUUGAACAGAUGCGCCUCCGUUUUGAAAUGGAAAUUGAGCGAAUGAAGCAGAUGCACCUGAAAGAACUGGAGGAUAAAGAAGAGGAACUGGAGGAUAUUCGUCAGUCGUGUCAAAGACGGCUUCGUCAGUUUGAAAUGCAGUUGGAGCAGGAGUAUGAAGAAAAGCAAAUGGUGCUUCAUGAAAAACAAGAUUUGGAAGGACUCAUUGGAACACUUUGUGAGCAGAUUGGACAUCGGGAUUUUGAUGUUGAAAAGCGUCUCCGCAGGGACUUGAAGAGGACACAUGCCUUACUUGCUGAUUUGCAGCUUCUGAUAGCUACAAUGGGAGAUUCUGGACCACCUGUUGAUCGCAAUGAAUUAGAGAAAGUUCACCUUCAGCUUGAAGAAAGUGAAGCAAGAUUUGCAGAAGCUCAGAAGGUCCAGAAAUCCCUUAGUAUGGAACUGGAGAGUUUUCAUAUGGAGCUUGACAACAUUACCAGGAAUAAGAAUAUGGUUGAUGAGCAAUUGUUCCAAUUGCAGCACGAGAAGACCGAUCUCUUGAAAAGGAUUGAUGAGGACCAAGAAGAUCUAAAUGAACUAAUGAAGAAACACAAAGCCCUUAUUGCCCAGUCAGCAAAUGAUAUCACUCAAAUUCGGGAGCUGCAGGCUAAGUUGGAAGAUACUCAAAAAGAAAAACAAACUAUUCAAGAGAAGCUGCGGGUAGCACAAAGCCGCAUUGACUUUUUGGAACAGUCCAUGGUAGAGCGUUCAAUUGUGAGCCGCCAAGAGGCAGUGAUUUGUGAUCUAGAAAACAAGCUGGAGUUUCAGAAAGCUCAGAUUAAGAGGUUUGAGAUGUUGAUUUUACGUUUGAGGGACAGUGUGAUAAAAAUGGGUGAAGAGCUGGAGAAUGCAGCAGAUUCUGAGGCUCGGGAGAAGGAGAAUGCCAAGUAUUACCAGCUCAGGAUGGAAGAGAUGAAAGUUGAGAUGAACGAGUUACUGCAGAGAGAGAUGGAGGCUUGCCGCAGACGUGUAGAACUGGAGACACAAGUAUUUGAGCUGUCUUCAGUAAGGCAGACACUGCAAGCCGAUCUAGAGACAUCAAUCCGACGUAUUGCAGAUCUGCAGGCAGCACUAGAGGAAGUUGAAUCAAGUGAUGACAGUGACACAGAAAGAGAUAACCAGUCUGUUGUGGGAUCGCUAAUGAGCAUGGAUCAAACAGAGAGUAUCCAAUCUUGGGUGGGUUCAUCAGCCAGUUGGGUGUCGCCAUCUGGAGGAAGCGCUGAUGGUCGCAUGUCAAGACAGUCCGUGUCUGAUAACCUGAGCGUUCAAAGUCUAAGGCUGAAAGACAGAAAUGAUCAAGAGUCAGUCAGAUCCAGUUCAUCAUUAAACUCCAGAGGAAGCACAUUUGCAAAUAACAUGGUGGCUCCUGAAAAUGAUAAAUCCACAAACCAAACUGAGCUAAAGAUGGGCAACGUAACACCUACAUUAGGUCGAAAAAAUACUUCAGUAGCAGUGGAGAAACUUCCCCGCUCUUCAUCUGCACUGUCUGAAUUUUUAGAUGAGCUGAGAAAGAAACGGGCUGCUGAGAAGGAUCAGGCCUCCUUAGUUUUAGAAGAGACAUCUUCAUUACCUAUUUACCGUACAACUGGUGCUUCUUCUCUCAGACGCUGUACAAAUUUAAAUAACAACGAUGAAGAGGAUUUCUCUGCUACUCUUAGCAAGCUGUCAGAUGAUAGCAGACUUUCCUCAAGCCAUGGAUUAAUACGUUCAUCAAGUCUUCGUUGCUUGCCAUCUGAUACUAGUGAUCCUACACUAUCACCUGCUGUUAGACGGAUGGCAAAGUUUGGCUCUUGUGAAUCUCUUCACCAACCUGAAAAUAAUGAAGGCAUUAAGAGCUCUUCACUGAAAACUUUGAGAAAAAGCUUUGAAUCACCAUUUGAAGAAAAUGAAAAUGAUUUUGGAAAUCAACCUCUUGUUUUCCAAAACAAAAGAUUUUCUAGCAUAGCCAAUGAAAACAAUGAGGAUAACUUAUCCAGUUGGAAUGUGCCAAAUCUCAGUUAUGAGAGGAAGUUACCAGAUUAUGAAGAUGAUAUCCUUCCAGCACUUCGGAAGGCUCAGUCGACGCAAAGUCUAAAUAGAUAUUCCAGAAGAGAAGGGCAACGUCCUCUUAGUGUCCAUUUUGGAGAUUUACCUUCUAGACUUUCUUUAAAUGAUUCUGGCCUUACUUCUGGAGGAUUGAAAAGUGCUCUAAAGAAAAGUUCAAGCACUAGCGAAGAUCUUGGGAAUCUUUCUGAUUCUUCUUCAUCUUCGGGUUCUGUGAUAUCUUGCAAAAGUGUUGAUAGCAUUAAAAGCAGGCCUAAAGUUCAGAGACUGGAAGGUGGAAGUAUGUAUGGAAAAACAAUAACAGGUGAAAAUGCACAGGAAAAUAAAAGGCCAGAAGCAGAAGGCAAAGAAGAUGAUGUAAAUAGCAUAAUGAUGAAAUAUCUACAAAAAGCAGAAAAACAAUAAGGCUUUCUAAACAGAGGGAUCUGGUGCAUUACAAAGGGAAUGUUGUGACUGCCGCAAACCUUCUGGGCGAGGAUGGCUCUGUAUCCGGACAUAGCACAAUAAUGCAAGGAUGAAUAUACAUUAUGACUACUAGAACACUGUUCUGUAAUUUGAUUGCUUUCUAACACGUAAAAGUGCUCCACAAUGAAAUAUUUUACUUAAAAUAAACUAAUAGCUUUCUCAA
Bombina bombina (fire-bellied toad) is the source of this 7290-nucleotide messenger RNA. RefSeq names its product myosin XVIIIB (gene MYO18B). Bases 243 to 7067 code for a protein of 2274 amino acids. The record is from RefSeq and is a predicted model, not a curated record. The transcript is spliced from 44 exons. NCBI's taxonomy places the organism in Eukaryota, Metazoa, Chordata, Amphibia, Anura, Bombinatoridae. Gene Ontology annotation, cellular component: myosin complex. Gene Ontology annotation, molecular function: protein binding; ATP binding; cytoskeletal motor activity.